UGUGCAAGUUAAUUAGUCACCAUAAGGAAUACAAUUAUACAUUCGCGUUUUGAUUUGCAUGGCAAAAACAUUGUUUAAUUGCUCGUGAUUAUUUGCAUGAUCACAUAACUACAUAGUUCUGGGAAUAAUAUUUUAGCUUGUAAUAUGGAGUAAGUAAUAUAUAUUGGUCAAUACGUUCUGUCCUCUGCAUAGAAAUAGCCCAGCAAGGAUUUGUGAUUGUGCAGUUUACUCCACUGUGUUACUAAACAUUAGAGUUGGAUUCAUGGUAUGCUUAUUUCUGCAUUGCUGUUAACAAUGCUGCUGUAAAAUCCACAGAAAACUAAACUCUUGUGCUAAAAGGUAUUCGGAUUUGACAGGGCGUUAAAAAACUAUAUAUUGCUCCUCUAUUUCUGAUGAUUUUAAGGCAAAAAUGCCAUUGCUAUCAUUGUAGAAGUCCGUGCUUUCUACAUUAAGAUCAUAUUGUAAGAGACAGCAAACACUAAAACAAGAUUUUACCAUUUAUAUGUAAAUACAAACCAAGAUAAAUACACCAUUUUCCAAAAUGGCUUGCAAAUGGGUCACACAGGAAACUUUUGAUGCUGUUGUACAAGAAAAUAUUCUAGAGUUUGAGAUGGAUCCAGAAGAGGCACUGAAUGAAGCCAUCCAGCAGUUUGAUUCUCAAGGUGUUGAUCUAACCAAUAUAAUUAAGGAUGUGCAUAAACCCACCAAUGAAAAUGAGACUGCCCCAGAUCACGAAAUCUUACAGACACUGGAGUCCCUUAGAAAUAAAGUAGAUAUGUCUUCUCUAAGUGAUGUUUCUGAGCUUCUCAUACAGUUUGGAGAUCAAUGUAAACAAGGCAUGGGUUAUCGUUAUCUGGCGGGACAGAAAUCUGCAUAUCCUGUUGUGCUAAAAGCUUGGAAACUCUGUGAGGGAGACCGAGAGGCACUACUGAACUGCCUUUAUGCCAUGUCUGCCCUCACAGAUGGGCAGCCUGACCUGUUGAAUGCUGAUGGAAAGGAUCUUAUAGUUCAUACCCUGAAGAACCAUGCCUCUGAUGCAGAGGUGGCCUUGAUUGCUAUUCGUUUAACCCGUCAUGUUUGCCUCAAACACGAGCAGAAUCGACAGGACCUGGUGAAGGCAGGAAUAUUGCGCCAGCUAACAGGGGCUAUUGCCAAACAUGGAGCAGACCCAGAUGUAGUGCGGGAGGCAUGUUCUGCUCUGAGAAUUAUGACAUUUGAUGAUGACAUCAGAGUUCCCUUUGGUCAUGCGCAUGACCACGCCAAGAUGAUAGUAUUGGAAAAUGGAGGAUUGAAGAUGUUAAUUGAUGCUGCUAAAGCAUUCACUGAUAACACCAGUGUCCUGAGUGAGAUCUGUGGCACAAUUUCUAAACUCUGUGUGCGCAAUGAGUUUUGCCAGGAUGUGGUGGAUCUUGGAGGGCUGAAUUUCAUGGUGGCACUUUUAGCUGACUGCAUUGACCAUCAGGAGGUUGUAAAGCAAGUGCUCAGCACCAUCAGAGCCAUUGCUGGGAAUGAUGAUGUAAAAGAUGCCAUUGUGAACUGCGGUGGGACAGACCUUAUAGUGCUGGCGAUGUCACGGCAUCUCUCUAAUCCACAGAUUUGUGAUCAGGGUUGUUCUGCUCUCGCCAUGCUGGCUCUGCGCAAACCAGAAAAUUGUAAUGUUAUCAUGGAAGCAGGCGGAGCAUUGGCCGCUCUCCAGGCAAUGAAGACGCAUCCCAAGGAUGUUAGUGUACAGAAACAGGCCUGCAUGAUGAUCAGGAAUCUGGUCUCUCGCACACAGGAUUUCUCGCAGCCUAUUUUAGAAAUGGGAGCAGAGUCUCUAAUCGUACAGGCACGUAGUGCUCACAGGGACUGUGAUGAUGUGGCAAAAGCUGCACUAAGAGACCUUGGCUGCAAAGUGGAUCUGCGAGAAUUAUGGACUGGGGAGAAGGGCAGUUUAGCGCGCUAACCUCAUAUUAUCGUCUUCAUGGAAAAAAUGAGCCUCUGGCAGCUUAAAAGGUCAAGCUUUGUCACUCUUUUUAAACAGUGUAACCAUUCUUAUUUAUUUAUUUUGUACUGGGCAUCCAGAUCUGUAGUACAUCAUCCAUUUGACACUGUCGACCUAUGUUUUUUUUUUUUUUACUAUAAAAAUGUCUCUUCUUUAAUGUGUUCCCAGUGAUCUAUUUUACCUGCUGUAUUAAAUUAUUUACAAAUCACUCCUUUGUUUAUUUUGCCUGUUGCUAUUUGAACAAGAAGCAGCAACAAAAAUUAAACUCCCAGUGGGGCUGGUAGAGAGACCAGCCGAUUUGAAAUGGUGUUCCUGCAGCAGCUUGCCUGUGUACAUUGUCCGUUUAAGCAACAUGAGUUAACAUCCAUACUAAGAAUUAUCUGACAGAUGCUCACUGUGAGUUUCAUGUGUGACAGAUAAGCUACAUUGUAGCUGGAGUCACUGUUUUGUUGAAGUCACAUUCACAAUUUAUUGCAAAUUUCUAUAAUGUUUACAGUUUCAAAAUAAUAAAAUAUUCACUGUUGUGUGUCGAAUUUUAUUUUGCAUGCCAUUUGUACCUCCCCUCAGAAAACUGUUACUUGGCCAUAUUCUUAUACAAAAUGGCACCUUGCUACUUUGCUCAUGGUAAAGUAUGUGGCAUAUUUUUGCUUCAAAUAACGAGAAUAUUUAACAAUAAAUGCUGAAAUCCUUUCAAAGCA
Messenger RNA from Bombina bombina (fire-bellied toad), 2682 nucleotides. RefSeq names its product armadillo repeat containing 6 (gene ARMC6). The transcript has 8 exons. Gene Ontology annotation, molecular function: protein binding. Bases 542 to 1945 code for a protein of 467 amino acids. NCBI's taxonomy places the organism in Eukaryota, Metazoa, Chordata, Amphibia, Anura, Bombinatoridae. Gene Ontology annotation, biological process: hematopoietic progenitor cell differentiation. The record is from RefSeq and is a predicted model, not a curated record.